This is a messenger RNA of Staurois parvus, 345 nucleotides long. The record is from the annotation of a GenBank genome assembly. NCBI's taxonomy places the organism in Eukaryota, Metazoa, Chordata, Amphibia, Anura, Ranidae.
CCUCGGAAACCACUAAGCAACUCAUUCACUCCCUUGUUAUAUCUCGCCUUGACUAUUGUAACUCCCUCCUCAUUGGCCGACCUCAUCGCAGGCUAUCCCCUCUUCAGUCUAUCCGUUCUGUAUCUGCCACCCCUCUCUGCCAAUCCCUCCACUGGAAUCCACUCAGUGUCCUCCACCCCUCUCUGCCAAUCCCUCCACUGGCCUCCACUCAGUGUCCUCCACCCCUCUCUGCCAAUCCCUCCACUGGCCUCCACUCAGUGUCCUCCACCCCUCUCUGCCAAUCCCUCCACUGAUCUCCACUCAGUGUCCUCCACUCCUCUCUGCCAAUCCCUCCACUGGCUUCCA